This is a messenger RNA of Amaranthus tricolor (Joseph's coat), 1357 nucleotides long. Its product is annotated as probable ubiquitin-conjugating enzyme E2 16. Lineage: Eukaryota; Viridiplantae; Streptophyta; Magnoliopsida; Caryophyllales; Amaranthaceae. The transcript is spliced from 6 exons. The coding region runs from base 180 to 665 and encodes 161 amino acids. The record is from RefSeq and is a predicted model, not a curated record.
GGGAAAAAUAAAAACAUUCCUAUUAAGUUUAUUCCAUUAUUCCCCCGAUUAUCUAAUUUUUCUGACUUUCUUUUCUUUCGUCGUCCCUCCAUUUACUCUUCGCCAUUCUUUCGUCCUAUUUCUUUCGCCAUCUAUCGAUCAAUACCUCAAAGCUCGAAGCGAAGAAAACUGCAAGAAACAUGACUACUUCUUCUACGAACUCUCGCAAGACACUAAGCAAAAUCGCAAGCAGUAGACUCCAAAAGGAACUCGCUGACUGGCAGCUUAAUCCUCUUGCUGGUUUCAAGCACAUAGUCACUGAUAACCUCCAAAGGUGGAUAAUUGAUGUGAAUGGAGCACCAGGAACUCUGUAUUCAAAUGAUUCAUACCAACUUCAAGUUGAUUUUCCUGUAAAUUAUCCCAUGGAAGCACCUCAGGUGAUAUUUUUACCUCCGGCUCCAAUUCAUCCUCAUAUAUAUAGUAAUGGGCAUAUAUGCUUAGAUAUUCUGUAUGACUCAUGGUCCCCUGCUAUGACGGUGAGUUCUAUCUGCAUCAGCAUCCUCUCGAUGCUAUCAAGCUCUUCAGUGAGGGAAAGGCCUAAAGAUAAUGAUCAUUAUGUGAUGAACUGCAGAAACGGAAGAUCUCCGAAGGAAACCAGGUGGUGGUUCCAUGAUGAUAAAGCAUAAAGUUUGAAACAUAUCUGUCAUACUUAUUCAUGACAUCAGAUUAGUAUUCUAACCCUUGAAGAUUUAAUGAAAGAUUAAAGCCCAAAAGAAAAAUGAAAGAUAGCUUUCUUGACAACUAAAUUUAUCAUUGUCCUUGUGUGUCAUAGUAAUUUGGGAAGUCUUUUUUUUGUAUUGGAGAGAACCUUAUGCUACUUCAUAAUGUGAUGAUGAAUGGAGGUGGGUGAAUGGGUGGUUUGAGGAUGCUGAGUACUUGAAUUUAAACUUAUUUGAAUAAACAUCCCCGUCCCUUCAAAAUUAAAAGAGAAUGUCUAGCUCGUCUGCUCACUCAAGAGUGCUAUGUGUUAAUUCUCGUCCUCUCACUCGAGAGUCGGUCUUGAUGAAAAUUUUCCGACAAGUUUACUCCAUACUCAAUGAGCGAAUAUUAAUUAUUAAGGUGUAUGUUUCCUCAUCGAACCAGAAGAUGUGAUCGAUUUUUUGAUGAGCGAUUAUGUGUUUUUGAAGGGAUGCCCUCCUCAUAGUAAUACUUGAGGGAGACGUUGGAAGAUAAGCUACCCUUCUUCGUAUAGAGUAUACAUGUUUAGACCGUAUUAAUAAGUCGGUCUUAUUUUUGGCAUCUGAUUACAUUCUAAAAAAAAUCACUAUUUUAUGGACUAUUUUCUUUGUUUGAAUAACAAAUUCACAAAUUUUCGUGA